Alligator sinensis (Chinese alligator) is the source of this 10046-nucleotide messenger RNA. RefSeq names its product DDHD domain containing 1 (gene DDHD1). The coding region runs from base 1 to 1800 and encodes 599 amino acids. Gene Ontology annotation, cellular component: cytoplasm. NCBI's taxonomy places the organism in Eukaryota, Metazoa, Chordata, Crocodylia, Alligatoridae. The transcript is spliced from 14 exons. Gene Ontology annotation, molecular function: glycerophospholipase activity; metal ion binding. The record is from RefSeq and is a predicted model, not a curated record.
AUGGAGGGUCGGGGAUUUGGAGAGAACAAAACGGAAAAAAUCCCUGUAAUGCGUGGACAGUGGUUUAUUGACGGGACCUGGCAGCCUCUAGAAGAGGAAGAAAGUAAUCUAAUAGAACAGGAACAUCUCACCUGUUUCAAAGGCCAACAAGUGCAAGAGAACUUUGAUAUGGAAAUAUCUAAACCUGUAGAUGGGAAAGAGGCUGUUCAUAGUUUAAAGUUGAGUCGCAAUCAUGUGGACUGGCACAGUGUGGAUGAAGUGUAUCUUUACAGUGAUGCAACAACAUCUAAAAUUGCAAGAACUGUUACUCAAAAAUUGGGGUUUUCCAAAGCGUCCAGUAGUGGGACAAGACUUCAUAGAGGCUAUGUAGAAGAAGCCACAUUAGAAGACAAGCCGCCGCAAACUGGUCACAUAGUGUUUGUUGUGCAUGGUAUUGGGCAGAAAAUGGACCAAGGAAGGAUCAUCAAAAACACAGCUAUGAUGCGUGAUACUGCAAGAAAAAUAGAAGAAAAGUACUUUUCCAAUCUUGCAACACAUGUUGAGUUCCUACCCGUUGAAUGGAGAUCUAAACUUGCUCUUGAUGGAGACACCGUUGACUCCAUUACUCCUGAUAAAGUACGUGGUUUAAGAGAUAUGCUGAACAGCAGUGCAAUGGAUAUAAUGUAUUAUACAAGUCCUCUUUAUAGAGAUGAAGUAAAACAGAACUUGGAAAGAAGUUUGAACCGCCUGUACACUCUCUUCUGUUCUCGGAACCCAGAAUUUGAAGAAAAAGGAGGGAAGGUCUCAAUUGUGUCCCAUUCCCUAGGAUGUGUAAUCACUUAUGACAUAAUGACUGGCUGGAAUCCAGUUAGACUUUAUGAACAGUUACUACAGAGGGAGGAGGAAGAGGAGCUCGAAGACCGUUGGAUGAGCUACGAGGAGCAACGUUUGAUUGAAGAACUUUACAUAACUAAGCAACGAUUGAGAGAGAUAGAAGAGAGGUUACAUGGAUUGAAAGCAUCGAGCAUAUCCAUUUCAAAAGUACCUGCCUUAAAAUUUAAGGUUGAGAAUUUCUUCUGUAUGGGAUCUCCAUUAGCAGUGUUUUUGGCAUUGCGUGGCAUCCGCCCAGGGAACAGUGGAAGUCAAGAUCACAUUCUGCCCAAAACUAUUUGUAACCGGUUGCUAAACAUUUUUCAUCCAACAGAUCCUGUGGCCUAUAGACUAGAACCUUUAAUUCUGAAGCACUACAGCAACAUUUCGCCAGUCCAGAUUCAUUGGUAUAACACUGCAAAUCCACUACCUUACGAGCAUAUGAAGCCAAGUUUUCUCAACCCAACGAAAGAACCUACCUCAGUCACCGAGAAUGAAAGCGCAUCGACCGCAUCGAGCCCAACCACUUCGCCAGUCAUGGUUCGACGCCAUUAUGGGGAAUCUAUAACAAAUAUAGGCAAAGCAAGUAUAUUAGGAGCUGCUAGCAUCGGGAAGGGCCUUGGGGGGAUGCUGUUUUCAAGGUUUGGACGAUCUGCUGUACCCACAUCGCAAACAUCUGAGACGGGCAAAGAAGUGACGGAGGGAGAAGACAAGAAGUGUGCUACCGUUGGAACCCCGACCUUCCCACACAGCAGCUCUGGCUUCCUCGAUGCCACAUUGGAACUGGAGCACAGGAUUGAUUUUGAACUCAGGGAAGGUCUCGUGGAGAGCAGAUACUGGUCUGCAGUAACAUCACACACUGCCUAUUGGUCCUCUCUGGAUAUCGCCCUCUUCCUGUUAACCUUCAUGUAUAAACAAGACCAAGAAGAUAACGACACAAAUCAAAUUUAGGCCCUAUUUGACUUCUUUUUUUUUUGUUUGUUUUUUGAUUGGGGGAAAUUUUGCAAAAAAUGGCACAAAACUGACGUUUUACUGUUUAAAACACAGUAUUUGAGGCAUGGAGGUUUCAGGUUUAAGUGCAUGUUUGGAUUUUCCCGUUUCUAAAGAGCAAAAGUGAUCUGUAUUUAAAAGCACGUUAUACUUUCGAACAGUGCUAAAUUAGACCCUAAAAUGGCUCCAGGCUCUUGUCAUUUUGAUUGUACAAAACGUCACUACAGUCUGUAGCAUCGCACGAGCGCUGUUGGUGCAAUGUGCUUGAGUAACAUACUUGCAAAUGACCAUAAUUGCUGUUUAGUUCAUUGAAGUAUAAAGAUUACUUGACUAAAAUUAAAUUAACUUCCAUUAACAAAAUAUAUGUUGGAUACAAACCUAAAACUACCAUGUUCCCCCUGUUUUAUGUAUCAGUAAAUAACAACCAGUGGUGUCAUUUUUCUAGGACUUGCUCAGAUCCACACAUUACUCACAGUUUCAUUGAAAGACCAUUUUGACUGCUGACUUCAAGGGUAUGUUACACAUAACUUGUUUAGAAACUAAUGCUGAAAAAGCAUGAAACAAAUAUUUGAGAUACUGUAAUUAUAAUUUAUUAUUACCUCUGACUAAUUGUUUCGUUUUAUUCCAGUGUAUAAAACAUUGCUUUUUUUACUGGUUUCUUUUGACAUAAUUUAAGAACCACAUUUAUUUUCUACAGUGUUAAGACUUUUUUCUCAGAAAUACAUAUCUUUGUACUAUUCAGAUGAAUAUAUGGACACUGUGGCACACUUUCAGUAUUUUUUCAUUAAAAAUAAAUAUUUGUGGUUUCACAGAAAUGACACUAGUUACAUUCUUCUCGCAGGUGAGUAACUGCUUGACCCGGCUCCUGCCGUUACACGUUUCUCAGGCAAGUGAAGGCCUUUCUGGCCUCAGGUUACACUUCAGUAGAAGUGACCCAACUGCAUUACCUUUCCCACUGCUGAGUAAGGGUGCGAUGGCUGUAUUGAGAGGAAAGAUGGGAACUGAAAAUCGAGCUCAGAGACUUACAGAAGGGACAACACAAGCAAGCAGCACAGUGCAUUUUAUUAAAAGCCAACUAAAAAGAGGUCUUGUGCCAAUAUUUUCUUUUAUGAAAAUCAGACCUCUUCACGGGACUUGAGUUUAAAGGAUUGCAGCUGCGGCUGGGUCUCAUUCACAAGAAGCCGGGAGAGGAAUGGUACAAUGGAAGGAAACAAUCUUCAAAUGAAACAUGGAAAGGUCACUUCUAGGAUGAUGAAAUGUUUCAGGGCCUGGAGCAGAAGCAUCAAAUUCAUGGCCUAUGAGCUGGACUCUGUGUCUUAAUGUGCGGGGGUGGGGAAGCAGGAAACCUCUAGCUUUAUUGGCUAUGAAUAGCUGUGAGCCCAGUAUCGACUCUAAGCCACGUCUGCUUGAGUCUCCUGAUCUCCUGAAACAGGCUGUGAGAUGUUAAAAGUUUGUGCCCCUCCCCUCCUCUUUUAAAGAUGUUGGGAAUGUCGGCUCGGAAGCCAGCUGAUUGCACUUUAACGUGAACGUGAGCUGUGUCGUGGUUUGCAUUAGAGGUAGGAGAGAGUAGGGACCAAGAGUGAUCCCCGUUGCAGGGGAGGAUGGCUGUAGAGAAGAAAAAAGGGUAUGGACAGACCAGCUAGUCACCACGAGGUAAAAGGGGCUGGUGAUUUACCACAUGUCAGUGAAAGAAAGCCAAACCAUGCCACUAUACUUUAGCUUUUAUCUACCUCUGGAUAAAAUUUGUCUUACUACACCCAAAGAAAAGAGGAAGAGGGGAAAAAGCCAAAGCAGCAGUAGUCUUGAAGACGGCCUUUUCUCCUGUUGGGUGAUGCUGGGUGCUGUGACAAGGUGCUCCAUAAAGGCACUAGAUAAAGCUUAGCUGCUACACCCGGCCAUGUUUUAACCCUGUUCUGGAGAACCUCCCGUUGACCUCAGCAGGUUGAUAAUGAUGGACCCAGAGACCUUAAAAACGGAGUUAGGCUGUCUGUGAAAAAUGCAUUUGACACGCCUGCGUUGGUUAAAACGUACUUUCCUUUUCAUCAGAGGUAUUUCCAAUGUCCAGAUGCUUUCUUCCCCUUUUGUUUCCGAGAUGUGUAAGACAGCUCAUUGAGAGGUUCAGAAAAUACCUUCAACUCCAACUUGUGCGUCGCUUGUUUUUCAGCACUUCUAGGCUGGCCGUUUUGUCACUUCCAGCAAGUGACACUACUGAAGCUGUUUAAAUGUUACCAAAUGUACGGGUUUGAGCUUCCUUUCUUUAUUCUUUGUGAUCCAGCUGAAAUGAACCGCUCUCCAAGAACGCCUCUUCAGAUUUGGAAAUGAUUUAUAUAGGCACGUGUGAGAAGGUGUCAGUAUGUGAGAGCCUGGACCCUUCUUGUUGGGGUGAGUCGCCACCCACCAAAAUUUGGUAGCUGCUGCUGAAUGAAGGACUAGCAGCUCGGCUACUGUGGGUUUUUUCUUCAAAGGGUGCUGCUGCUCCACUGGCUGGAGGUCACUUGUGUCCCCACAUGGAUGAACAGAGGAGCCGUGUCCCUUUUAAAUAGAAGCUGCAGCCAACAGCUGGAGCCAUCCUAGCAGUGACAUAGCUAAUCGCUGCGGCUCGCUCAGUCCCUGGUUGCUUUGCAAAUCCUCCCCCCUCUGCGGGGUAAGGAGCCCUGACCCUGCGAAGUAUCUGCCCCUGACCCACUGCCAUAGCUGGUGGCUGGGCAUGAUUUUGCUCUCAUUCAUACCGCUGAAAAUCAGGAAAAGCUCAAAGGUAGAACGUGCGACAGAAAAGAAGCCAACUCAAUGACUAUAUCACAACAUGCUUAUUUUUUUUCUGGUUUUGUAGGGUUUAUAACUCUGUCCUUAUUUGUAGCUUCAUUUAUAAAAUAACUUGGUAAUAGAGAGAACACGCUUGUGCCUGGAAAUUGUUUCUAAGUGUGCAAAUGUGGGAAGCAUAUUGUGCGGAUAAACUUGUAUACUCUUCACCCUCAAAACAGGGAUCCCUUUCUCCCCACUGGAGAUGAAAUGGUCUCGCAGUGUUAUUCAGAUGUGUGGCGCAGACACAAGCAGAUUCCAGCAGGUUCGCGCCUCUGUGUAUUAAUCUGAACGUGGCGGUACGAGUCCUUAUGUCUGAGGCCACGUGACGGGAAUGCAUAGCUGGAAUUGCCAGGGCCUCCAGCGGCGAGCUCGUCUCCUUGUCUGGCAGUGGACUUUAGCUUUGCAAGACCAAUACAGCUACAACCUGCCUACCUGACCUAUAGCUCAUUACUGCACCUCCAGCCUUUCUCGUCUGGCUUGCUCUGCAGCGGCUGGACGGACGUCCCAUGUCACGACAACAUGAACCCUGAUGUUCAUGGACUUGAAAGCUGGAAGGAACUGUAGUGAUCUCAUCUGACCUUCUGUGUAACACGGCCCGUAGCAUCCAGCCAGGAUCGCUGAGCUGCUUUGGAGGUAUGUGCUAGUCUUUUUUCCCCCGGUCGCUGCGCCAAGGCUGUGUUCUGUUUGGGGGCUUUCAUUUUUUUUCAGGCUUUGUGCCUGCAGAUGUUGUGACUGCGUAUCACUGAGCGGUUCUUCUGCAUUUUGAUCCUGGAUAGUCAUAGCACGCUGUGGUGUAUGGGAACUUCUGCUGAUGUAGUUCUAUUGUUACCCAGAUGCUACAGUAUUCUCUGUGGCUGUCCGUCAUGUUCAGGUUUUAAGGCAGUUUCCAGCUACACAGAGAAAUGCAAGGGGUUUUUAAUAACUAUUGUUGUCAAGCUUUGGGCACAAUUAUUGCAUAAUUCUGCAGUUGUGCUGUCAGUAGGUCGGACACAGUUUUUACGCUUCGCUUUUUAUGAUGGCACUUCCUGCGGAGACGAAUUCUGAGUCUGGUGCGUGUUUCUGGACAAUAACAUGUUAAUUCUCCCUUCACUACUUUACUCUGCAACAUCUGGCAAGAGCAGCUGUGUGUGUGAGCAUGUAUAUGCUAUCCUUUACUAUAUUUUCCAUUGUUUUACGAAGCAAGGGUAUUUUACCCUAAGCCGAAAACAUCUGUGAAAUACACAACACGCAUCCUUUCCGGGUUAUUGUAGCAAUAACCUGUUUAAACAAUUCUCACCGAUUUGAUUUCAGAGAGACCCAUCCCAACCAAGAUUUUCCUUUAGCUUUGCAGUGAGUAUCAUGGGCGAGGCCCGAGUUCUCGCUCUGGCUCUAUUUUUGGAAGGGGGAGUGUUGUUCAAAGCAUUGUCUGUUACCUUCUGCUUUUUUCAUUAAGUAAGAGGGUGCAACUUUCUCUUCCCACUCCUAUCCACUGACUCACUCUCCAAGUAUGUUUCUGGUCAGGAUGUCUUGGGACUCUGUUUUUCCAACAUACGGUUUUUGUGUUUCCAGCGGUUCGUGGCAAAGGCUGGGAAUUUGCUGCUGCCCUUCAAAUGCUUUCAAUCUCCGGGGAGCAGGCUAAAAGCUUGGGGAAGAGGCAGUAACUGACCUGUUUUAUAAAGGUGCUGUGGCAGAGAACCAGCUCCAUGCCUGGAGUUAUGUCCAGCCCUGGUGCUGGGCGGUCUCGGACUUGCUCCAGGACACUUCGCAUUACACCUGGACGCUAUCUUCCGUGCGGCCCAGGGUCCCACCACUACUAUGUGUGAGCCUGAAGUCCUGUGCAUUCGCUUCCCAUCCACGUUGUGAGAUGUUUUGUGAGCCAAAGUAGUAAAGGAGUGGCUGGAUGAGAAACUUUGGCAAGGAGCCAGUCAUCCUUUUUCAGGGCUGUUUUAUUCAGAGAUGAAUGGCAUCUUUCUGCCGGAGCUGGUGUGAGCCAGGAGCACUGGGCUUUGUCGUGCUACACCAAACCGGUCACUUGCCUAGCUUUGGCAUCCUACCUUCAGCCAGGUGGAUCUUGCUGGUGUUGGAGAGAUGGAAGGAAACGGCUCCCUAGAAAACAAGCUAUGAGCCGCCCAACCUGUACUUCCUGGUGCUGCCCUCCAGAAGCAGUGGGCUCCCACUUGCACGGGAGACCAAAUAGCCAACCUUACCACUUCGAAGAGGCAGCCAAAGCCUUUGGUUCUGGCUCUGUUGUUCUCUUUGCAUUACAGCAACACGCAGAGGCCCCGUACUGCCAUGGAGCUGCGUAUCCGUGCCGCUAGAUUCGUAGAUUGUAAGGGGCCGGAAGAGACCUUGGAAGAUCAUCAGGUCCAGCCCCCUGCACCAAGCAGGAAAGACAACUGGGGGCCAGAUGACCCCGGCAAGGUGACUGUCCAGUCUCCUCUUGAAGAUUUCCAGGGUAGGAAAGAGACUACCCGUCCCCAAGUUUAUAAACCAAGAGACCAGACCAAGUCCGAGAGGAAAGAUGUGGGAUUCACCCUCGUCCUAUGGGCCACGUAACAAGACUCCGCUCUCUAUGCACAUUUGAUGGUGACAUUGCAGAGAUGCAUUGCCUUUUCUCAAGAGCAUUAGACUGGUUAAUUACCCUUAAACUGGACUUAUGGUUGUUGCUCCAAGUCGGGCAUGAGAGAGAAGAUGGCAGACAGGAAGUGGGGCUCCAAGCUGGAGAAGUGCCUGGCCCCAGGUCACAGUGCGAGUGUGUGUCAGAGUUUGGCGCUGAACACAAAUCCGAGUCUUGGGCAUAUGCUUUCGCUGCGGGGUCCCCGGCACCACCUGGGAGCUCUGAUCAGCCCAGUGCCGGAGGAGCAUGGGGCCUUUGCUUCUGUUGUGAGCGCACUGCCUUCUCACGCUAGCUUCCAGCUGCUCGCUCUUGCAGUAUAUGGAUGCAAAAGAAACUAGAGGUUUCCCUUUGCCCUUUCUGAUUUUUCUGCUCUUCCCUUUUCCUCUCACUUUUUCUCAGGCGCUCUGCGUGCUGGAAGCUAUCACCAGCCGGAGGCCUGCCCACGCUGUGCCGCGGGUGAAGCUCAGCAGAGCGCGGUCACGUCUGGCUGAUGCAGCGCAUCCACGCAGCACCGAGGUGUGUAAGCAGAAGCUGAGCCUGUGCACUUGGAAGAGGCAUCGUGGCGCCCCAUGCCACGGUCUGGCAUGCUGCCUCGUGGGAAAGUUUUGCGGUGGACAGCAGAGCUGCCUUUGGGGAAUUGGAGGGCUUGGGGGUCGCAUUCCCCAGCUGUGCUCCCGCUCUCAGGAUCUGCUUCCUCUUGUCUUGUUCAUUCUCACAGCCAGAAACGUGGGGAAUGUGGCUGCCGUAAGGAGCCGCAGGCAGUGAAGCCGGCCAGCUGCUGCAGACGCUCCCUGAAUGAGUGCACGUGGCGGAAGUUUUUGCCUCUUGCACACGCGCUGGGCGCAGGGACCAGACAGCGAGGCCCACUUGGGGUUACCAGCAGUGGCUUCUGGAUAGUAGAAGUCAUUGGAGUCGCGUGCUGAGGAGCUGCCUGGAUGCUUGCCACUCGCAUGCGUGCCAGGCAGGUUGGUGAGGCAUUGAGGGUGGAACGCAACUUUUCCUUCCACAAGCAAAAGCAUCAUCUUCAGGCAUUUGUCCUGGAAGAAAAGGGUUAGAUCAGAAAUCCAAGGUCCUUCUGCUCUUCCCGCCUGGAGGGGCCAACAGGUCCCAGUGCCUUCUCUAAUGCAGAGCAGGGAUUUGAGCAGAAGGCUCCUGUCACCUUGGGGAGCAUCCUAAUUACUGCCUGAUCUGGGCUUGGCCUCUCGUUGUGAAGUAGAGCAGCUUUGUGCAGAAUGGAAACACUCAUUGAGUCGGAAAGAGGGUGACGGGAACUUCCUGGCCCAACAGUUAUGGGGGUCUCUGCUCCGGUGACCAAUGUGUCUAACGGAAAGACAGCCGGCCUUAAUGCGUAAGCUUAAAGAGCCAGGGAAUACACAAGAGCAAGUGGUCCAGCUGUGAGCGGAGGGUGUGAUAUGUGCCAAGUCCCUGUCAUAAAAUCAUAGAGAAGAUGGGCUGGAAGAGAUCUCUGAGGUCGCAACUAGUCCAACCCCCUUCCUGAGACAGGAUCAGCCCCAUCCAAACCAUCCUAUACGAUCCACUAUCUCUGACCUCUACAAGACACUGCUAUUAAUCCUGACACAACACUCACUUAACGCUAACCUGCCGCAGGGAAAGCAGGGGAACCGCGGCAGCCAACGUCCUGCUUCUAUAAAGCGUUGUCGAUAUAUGCUCAAGAGGUCCUGGGCCUCCGCUACAAAGAGAGGCAAAAACCCCCACAGUCCAUCCGAAUCUGACCAUGGGGUAAAAUUCCUUCCUGACCCCAAAUAUGACAUUGGUCCGACCCUGAGCAGACGGGUAAGACCCUCUAGCCAGGAACCUCCAGUAUUGAUCCCAGCAGGAGCAUUGGCACAGCCCAGACAAACUCCUCAGCCUUGGCUAUAGCCAGCACCCAGUGCUUCUGAGCGGGGCUUAAAAGUACCCUGAAACACGUAGCGGGAAGUGGGGAAGGGGGCAAGCAGCAAAGCCCAGAGGUGUGGGAAAUCCCUGCGGUAGAACAUAGGCAUCGCUACACCUAGAUCAUCUCCGACCUGCGCCUGUUACCAUCUUGAACGCUCCCAGGGAUGGAGAGUCCACAACUUCCCUAGACGUCUGUUCCACCGCCUCUCUGAUCUAACAGGGAAGAAGUCUUUCCAGAUAUCCCAUCUAAACUUAGAUUGCUGCGAUUUCCAGCCAUUGGGCUGUGUCCUCCUUUCUGCAGCAAGAAAAAAGGUGCUUUUCCUCUUCUCUGUGGCAGCCCUUCAGGAAUCUGCAGAGUGCUAUCACCUCCCCUCUUAAACACCUUCUCUACAAGCUGAACAUGCCUAGCUGCUUCAGCCUCUUCUUGCAUGACUUGCUUUCCAAGCCCUUAAUCAUCUUCAUUGCCACCUCUGGACCCUCUCUAACUUUUCCACAUUAAAUAUGGAGCCCAGAACUGGACAGAGGAUCCAGAUAAGGCCUGACCAGUGCCAAGUAGGGAGGCACUAUCGCCUCCUGGGUCUUGCAACUGGUGAUGCAGCCCAAAAUUGCAUUUGCCUCUCAUGUGGUUGCAUCACACUCCAGACUCAUGUUGAGUCUCUGAUCUACCAAGACUCCCAAGUCCUUCUCCAGCCAGCUGCAUCCAGCCAGGUGUCGCACGUUAUACCUGUGUUUUGAUUAUUCCUCCCGAGGUGCAGCACCUUGCAUUUGAACUGCAUCCUGUGGGCUCUAGCCCAGCUCUCCAACCUGCUGAGAUCCUUCUGAAUUGUGUUCACAUCCUCCAACGUGUUCUCAGUCCUUCCCAGUUUUGUGUCAUCCACAAACUUACUCAAGAACAGAGGUGGCCAACCUGCAG